UAAAAGUGACGUAAGACCUACGACGAAGGUUCGCGAAUUCCCCUUCUCCCUUCGGUCUCUCCUCCUUUUACUUCCUCGCCGAACCAAAACAUAUCAGCCUUAAUUUCCAUCGCGGAGGGCGAUCCAGGCGACCAUGGCUUACGUCGAAAGAGUUAGUUGUCGUGUGGGGUGAGCAUGUGAUCCUGUAGGUUCAGGUGCUAGAGGAGCGAAUAUAGCGAGCUGUCAUCGCUGAUCUUGCUAAUAUCUUCCUCUUGUACAUCAGAUUUCACGAUGCAAGGGCAAAGUCCUCGAUAUAGAAUGAAUGAUUGUUCAUGCUUUCCUGCUCAGCAAGAGGAGAUUUUUAACUAGUGACUAUUCCCUUCAAUCUCUGGAAAUCAAAUGAAAUUUGUGUCAGAAAUUCCAGUUAGUGUGUGUUUGGAUGAGGGGGAAUCCGAAUUCCCCUUUCCAACCAGGCCCUUAGUGUUGAACUGUAGCCAAUAAAGUAUCUUAGCCUUAGACUGGUAGACAUCACCGAUUGCAUCAUUGAGCACAACUUUAGAAUUGACUGGAUAGCAUAGUUUGGUGCUGUCACCAUAUAUUUAGUUGAGGCAUCAUGGAUAAUAGUUGUGUGAAGGAGAUGCUGAUAAGCAAAAACAUGAUGAAUGACUGGGACAGAAGUGUGUGACUCAAUGUUUGUGCAGUCAUCAGUGUCCAAAUUUUUUUGCCGAAUCGGACACUGGAAUCCGAGUCGGAUUCCGACACCUAUGUCCGUGUCCAGGUAACACUGACAGUAAUCAUUCAUACUUAAUUUCAUGAACCUCUUCAUGUAGACAAGAGUGGCCGCAAAAUUCCCCAAUUUUACAGCUGAACUCGCUGGAGACGGGACCCUUCUUGGAGAGAGACGUUGAGUCCUCUCUACUCGUAUCUUUUUGGUCGUAUGUAGGUACCGGUAUCACUGAUGUUUUUGGAAUGAAGAGAAAUUUAGCUAUUAGGGUUGCAGGAAUCUUAUAAUAUACUUGAUAUUUUGAGCAAAAAUCCAAUUGUUUGUUUGGUUUAUUGGCUACCAGUACCAUGCUGAGUGAGUUCUUUCUUUUAUAUAUUGGAGAUGAGCGCAAAAGAUUCCAAUAUCGUCCAAUGAAGUGUUGAGCCAAGUCGAAGUGCCUUGCAAAUUUGAUAAGUUUGAGUUUUGAGGUCUGAAGCUGUUAGGAUGUUAUCUGACAUACCACCGCCAUACUGGCCUUACGAGCAGGGCUUGUAGAAAGUGGAACACAGCAAACGAUAUCAGGUGUUGUGAAAGACAAGCGGACAAUAUGGCGACUGAGCAUAAUCUCCGAUUUCUUUCGGGCUGUUGUGAACUUCAUCAGAGUGUUCUUUCUUACAAUGUUCUCAGUGGAAAAAACAGACAGCUACAAGAAAGGAUAUGGUGCCGGUAAGAAAUGGGAUGGUGGACCCGGUGGUGGAGGUCCUGGUGGUGGUUUUGGGCGGGGUCCAUAUGGAGGCGGCGGUGGGGGAGGUGGUUCCCGUGGUCCUCGCACACUAUCUGACAUCCGAUCAAAUGACCACAGUUCUCUCCCUGCUUGUGGAUCCUGCUGCGGGUAAUAAGCGCACUGCAAUUCUGUGUGAUGACCGCUUAACAGAUGAAUACAAAUGCUCCUAUAUGUCCUGAAGGACAUCAUAAUUCUCGUUACUUAUUUCACUGUCAUCCGAAUAAAAUCAUUGUGACGUUGUAAACCGUCUAUACUCUGUAGCCUGACUCUGGCAUGAUUUAGUGCAUUCGUGGUUUACCGUGUAA
Molecule: messenger RNA, 1771 nt
Organism: Phragmites australis (common reed)
Lineage: Eukaryota; Viridiplantae; Streptophyta; Magnoliopsida; Poales; Poaceae
Product: ATP-dependent RNA helicase dbp2
Exons: 6
Coding region: 1360-1578 (72 amino acids)
Biological process (GO): calcium ion transport; endoplasmic reticulum calcium ion homeostasis
Cellular component (GO): Golgi apparatus; endoplasmic reticulum membrane
Source: RefSeq, a predicted model, not a curated record